AUCUGUCUCCGGUGCGUGAGCGCGCGCCGCAAUUCUGAUCGGCGCGCGGAUGAUGAUGAUGAUGAGAGCGUGACCUCACUGCUUUUCUGCACAGCUGCUGGAGGAGGAGGAGGAGGAGGAGGAGGGAGACACACAGAGGGGAGAGAGAAAGCGAGAAACAGAAACACGUUGAGGGGAGACAGAGAGAGAGAGGUGGAGAACAGCGGAGAACAUUCACAACACGGGGGUAAACUGCUCGGCGCACGGGGACUGUCGCGGGGCGUCCGUUGGCUGCCUCCCAGAAUGUUCUGUGCCCCCGGUCCAUUUCUACGGUACACGAACCAGUCGCCGCGGCGUCCCCACGGACACUGAAGCCCAGAUGCUUACCCUCUCCGCCGACAUGGACGAGUCUUCGUCGCUGCUGGAUCUGCUGGAGUGCUCGGUGUGCCUGGAGCGCCUGGACACCACGGCCAAGGUGCUGCCGUGCCAGCACACCUUCUGCCGCCGCUGCCUGGAAAACAUUGUCAGCUCCCGGAACGAGCUCCGCUGCCCGGAGUGUCGCAUCCUGGUGGACUGCGGGGUGGACGACCUGCCGGCUAACAUCCUUCUGGUUCGCCUCCUGGACGGUAUCAAGCAGCGGCCCCAGAGAGGGAGCGGAGGAGGAGUAGGAGCAGGCGGCAGGCAGUCCCUGGCUGGGGGCUCGCUGCAGGGGUACGCAGCCGGGAUAUCCGCUUCUCCCCCGGGCAGUGCGAUCAGAGAGCUGCCCGUAGCCAUCAGGAGCUCCCCUGUUAAGACCCUAACAACUGGUCUCCCCAUCGCUGCCCCUCGCUUUUCAAAGAAUAUCCCGGCGCUGCCGUGUGGUAAAGCCCUCUACUCCUACGAAGGAAAAGAACCGGGCGAUCUCCAAUUUUCCAAGGGUGACAUCAUCAUCCUGCGACGCAAGGUGGAUGACAACUGGUACCACGGCGAGCUCAACGGUUGCCAUGGUUUCUUGCCUGCUAGUUACAUCCAGUUGCUGCGUCCGCUGAGCCAAACUCCACCCCAGGGCAAAGCACUGUACGACUUUGAGGUCAAAGAUAAAGACCAGGAUAAAGACUGUCUGGCCUUCAGCAAGGAUGAGGUUCUGACUGUAAUCAGGCGAGUGGACGAGAACUGGGCAGAAGGCAUGCUGGGAGACAAGAUUGGCAUCUUCCCCAUUCUCUAUGUGGAGUUAAAUGAAACAGCCAAGCAGUUGAUGGAGAUCGACAAACCCACACCAACUAACGUUCCAGGUCCGAGCUCUGAACCAGCCCCAUUGGGGCCCUGCGUUCCUGGCCCCUGCGCUCCUGGCCCCUCCCCCUGCGCCUCCCCGUCCAAUGGAAAUGGCUCUGGCCAUCGGAGAGGUGAAGGGAAGAAAAACGCCAAGAAGAGGCAUUCGUUCUCUGCGCUGUCUGUCAGCCAGAGGGCCGCCCAGCUUAACAACAGACACAGUAUGGAGAUCUCCCACCCGGUCCUCAUCAGCUCCUCUGACCCCAGAGCCGCUGCACGCAUCCAGGAUGCAUCUCACCCAGGUCCCUCUCCCUCCUCGGCAGGGGUACUGGUGCCCCCAAAAGUGGCAUCUAUAACCUCUGAGCUGCUGGCCCAUGCCAAGGUGCAGCUGCCACUCAACAUAUAUCUGGCUCUGUACGCCUACAAGCCCCAGAAGGCCGACGAGCUUGAACUUAGGAAAGGGGAGAUGUAUCGGGUGACAGAGAAGUGUCAAGAUGGGUGGUUCAAAGGCACCUCGUUGAGAACUGCUGCCUCCGGUGUCUUCCCAGGAAACUACGUCACCCCUGUGUCCAGGGCUCCAUUUGGAGUCGGUGGUUCUCGAGGCUCAGGUUUGUCCAGUCCAGUAGGUGGAGGAGGCAGUGGGUGCAGUCAGGCGGGGAGUAAAAUCUCCAACCCUUCGUCCCCAGGGUCCCCAGGGCCCUCUUCUCCCCGUCCCUCCACCCCACUGGUAAACUCAGCCAACUCUGUCAACACCGUCAGUCCAGCCUCCUCGCCACAAACUGCUGCCGCCCAGCUGAAGAACUGCCUGCGCUCCAGUCAGCAGACCGUUAACCAGGCACGCACCUCAAUGCAGCUGGUUCACAGUCCUCCUGCGGGAAGCCCAGAGCGUCCCACAGUGGCAAUCUCCCCCCUGCGCCCUCAGAGUUCCUCCCCCUCACGCUGCCCCGGCCAAUCGGGUCGUCCUCUCUCCAUGGUGUCUCCGGGACCCAGCUUAGGACCUUCACCCCUCUCCUCUCCAGCCUCGCGGCCCCUCCUGCCCCUCUCCUCCCCUCUCUCCUGCCUCACGCCUCCUAACGUGUCAGCAGUGCUCCUCAACGGGGAGCCAGCCAGUCCCCUGCAGCCGCCAUUGCCGGGCCCCUCCCACGCCCCCAGCCAGGGUGGCCUCGUUCCCAAAGCAGAGAAGGAGAGGAAAGCAGGAGGUCUAUUAAAGCUCUUGUCGGGGGCGGCAGCCAAGAAGAAACCUCGCUCACCUCCCUCCUCCCCGCCCACCCACGACCCCUCAUUGGCCGGGCAAGGCGCCGUGGCCACCGACCCUGGGCACCAUCCUCAUCACCAUCACCACCACGCCCGCUCAGGUUCCUGUCCGAUGGCAUCACAGGGGCGAGCCGGCUCCUGUCCAAUCGAGAGUGAUAUGGCAGGGGCCAUCGGACUGGAGCCUCUGCACAGGAAGUCAGGCUCCCUGGACACCAAUUUCCCCAGGUCGCCUCCGGCAACACGCACUGGCAACGCUCUGAUGGUCCUCCGGCCUGAACCCAAACCCCUGUCCAGAGAAAGGUAUCGCGUGGUGGUGCCCUACCCGCCCCAGAGCGAGGCGGAGAUCGAGCUGCGGGAAGGGGACGUGGUGUUUGUCCAUAAGAAGAGAGAGGACGGCUGGUACAAAGGCACCCUGCAGAGGACAGGACAGACCGGCCUGUUUCCCAGCAGCUUCGUCGAGAGCUUCUGAGCUGGAAAAAGUGGACAAAAGAACACAUACUGUUCCUGUUUCUGAGUCGCAAAACACACACACACACACACACACACACACAGCUACAUACGUACACAAAAGGUUGGGCCGACAUUGGUUUCCCAGAAUUACACUUUUGUAUUAAAAACGCUGCUUACCCUGAGAAAAAGGAAGUCUGGAUUUGUAGUUUCACCUGAUGAUCAAAAUGCGUUUUCCCCAAAAAAAGAAAACACUGGAAUAAAAAUAAUUCAACUAAAAGCUACUGGCACAAAACAUAAUUAAUAGUAGUUGUUUUCAGAGAAACCAAUAUCGGUCCAAGUAAUUCACACACACACACACACACACACACACACACACACACACACACACACAAUAGGAAAGCUAGCCCUGGCUCCGACCAGCCACACAGGGAGCAGGGCAACCUUUCCUGUCAUUCGCCCGGGGACAGCGUUGGGGUCAGAGGGGCUUCACCAGAUCUGUUGUCUGGACCCGUAAUGUUGACUACUGAAACCGCACAGACUCAAAGAGCACAGAAAGACAAACCCUGCCUCCCAGUUCUCCUCCUUGGCAUCAUCCACCAGCAAACACUAGCACAAAAAGCAUUAGCUCUGCUUUCCACUGAGACCUCAGAACUUGAAUUCGGGUGCUUUCUUUGUUUGAAAAGUGAGGAUUUAUCACCAGGUGAAGAGGGAAGUGUGUCCAGGAUCAUUGUAAGCACAUCUCCGUGUCUAGUUUGUGACAACAACCUCUAGUUUCUUAACAACACGAUAUAUGUUAAUAACAAUGCAUGUAGCAUUAUUAUGUUGUUUUUUUUAUAUAUAUAUAUAUAUGUUGAAAUAGAUGUUUGUGUUGUCCCAAACUAGUCAUGCUGUGAUGAUCAGUCACAGGAAUUGUAAUUUAAAAACAAAUGGUGCAAAAAGUAAAAUAUUAUUUAGGCGAUUCAUUUUUCUAUUUAUAUAUCCUGCAUACAUUUUCACACCCAUUUUUCAAAUUUAAAAUCUGUCCUUUAUAGACCACCCAUAGCUGGGUUGAACUGCAUAAACUGGCCUGCUGAAUGUAGGAAGAAACUCCUUAAAGAACUGAUUUGUAUUGAUAAAGUUGUUUUGAUCUUCUAUGCGGGAUUAUAGCGACAAAAAAUGCACUUGGUAAUAUUUAAUACAACCUGCCAAUAUAUCUACAUAUACAGUAUUGUACACAAUCCGUUAUUAUUUAUUUGACAAAAGGAAUUUCUGUUGCUACUGGCAUUCUGUUUUAAGGUUGUUUUUUUUUCUUUAAGCAGGCACAAACUUCUUUGGUAGGACAAAGUAAUACAAAAUCUUAAUCCAGUCUUUUAAGAUUGAAGUAUUCCUAAACAAAGCAACCAAAAAUAUAGUUACCGGUACUAAUGCAGUUGGUCCUAGGAAACAUCUAUUGGAAAUACAAUACAUUAUUAUUAUUAUCACAAAGAUUGCUAACAGUAAUUCCUCUUCCUCAGCCUUUUCUUGAGGUACUGUUGAGAUUUUUUGUCAGACUACAGCAAUAUUGUGAAACCAAAAUGUGUGCAGAAUAGAUCCAGUGCUCACGGGACAAUGUACGAUCGAGGGGAAAACACCCGAAGUCAGAGGGCAGGGACACACGUUUUUCAUCACACAACUGCCAACCUUUGACAACAACUUUUCCUCUGAUAUUGUCAACCUUUAACAAGUAUUUUUGUACGGCUUCAGUGAGUGUGUAGUCGGUCUGCUUUGUGAAUCUCUACAUCCUGAGUGUGGAUCCAGGCUUGUGUAGUUUACAUCCACCCACAACCAUCUACCUUUUUUCCCUGUUUCUGGAGAUAGAAGCACAGCGAAACUCAGACCUUGACUGGCUAACUGUGUGUGUGUGUGUGUGUGUGUGUGUGUGUGUGUGUGUGUGUGUGUGUGUGUGUGUGUGUGUGUGUGUGUGUGUGUGUGUGUGUGUGUGUGUGUGUGUGUGUGUGUGUGUGUGUGUGUGUGUGUGUGUGUGUGUGUGAGAGAGAGAGAGAGGUUAAGGGGAUUUUAAUACCGGCCUAUGUAUCAGUGAAAGUUAAAGGGCAUGAAUAGAUUUCCUUACCUGCUUGAGCCAGAAUGAAGCACAAACAACUGCUGGCCAUGUGCACGAAGGUGAGGCUCACUCAUUGGCUGAGCACACACAACGUCUAACUGGGUCAUUACCAGGUGAGAGUGUGCCAUUGGCUAACCACACUUCAGCGCAUUCACGUCAUAUGGGAAUGACAAAUGCGAAAUUGUACUUAUGUGAUGCGACAUGGCUUGUUUUUUUUGGUUUUUUGUCUUGUUUUGUUUGUUUUUUUUGCACUGCAUCAGUGAAAAUCUUCUCAGAGUCAACAAAACGCUGAGUGUCAAAACAGUUUGGAAACUUCUGUCAUGUCUUAUUCCCAUAUGAUGUGGCUGCGGAAUAAACACUUAGAUGGGAGACUCUGCAACGAGCUCUCCACAGACGUGCAGACAACAAGCACAAGACAGACAAAAAAUCUGACUAAAAAGAAAACUCUCGCCCCCUUUUCCCCCAGAUUGUUAAAAGAAAAAAAAAUAAGAGUAGGAUUAAAAUGAAACUAUUUUUUGUCAGUUUUAAUGUUUUCAUGUUCACCUUAAACUUGAAGUGGAGGUGCGUUGUCACUGAGGAGACAAAAGUUUGGGGGGGGUUCCCCCUGCUGUUAGAUUUCGGGGGAAGGAACUCGACCCCGAUCCCUUAAACUGUGAAGAAAAGUGAUCAAAAACAUGUUAGGGGAAUAAACUUUACAAAGUACACACACACACACACACACACACACACACACACACACACACACACACACACACACAGUCACACAGUCACACAGUCAUUGCAGAGAGCAGCAUGCUCUGAGAUCCUCUCCUGGCUGCUGGCAGUGCAGCAUGGGUAAUCCUGUGCAUCUGGAGCAACAGAUGAAACCUAGAUUAAGAUUUUUUUUUUCCUCCAGCAGGUCACAGCUCAACUGGAGACUGUAAGCCACAUACUCAAACAUACAUAUAAAAGACUGACAAAUAUCACUUUCCAGCUAGAAUCCUGGAUAUGAAGCGGUUGGUUUGAUUAUUGUUCAACCUAUUUCACACAAGUGUACUAGACUAUGAUAUUUCUGUGACUUGUAUUUGGGUGUUUUGGUUCAGCCAAUGAAAAGUAAAUGUCAAAAUCUGUCAGAAGAUAUUAGUAAUUGGAAGCUUCAAUCUAAAAAUAUUUGCAUUGGCCUUCAAAACCUGUCAGUCAAACCCUGGUGCCUACAAAUGCCAACACACACACACACACACACACACACACACACACACACACACUAAGUAUUUACAUCAGGCAGGCCAAUCCGUCUUUAGUCUCUUCCUUUCUUUAAUAUCGGUACGACGAGCCUGCUAGUUGUUUUUUCUCAUAGCUCUGUUCUGUUUGACUCGAUGACAAAAACCAGCAGAUCCCAGAACAGCGCUGUUAAAAAAAAAAUCCCUUAUCUGUUUGUUGAACUACUAGAGGACUCUAAUUUCUACUGAGUCAAACUUAAGCACAAGUCCUCAUUUGUGUCUGAGAUCAACAGAUCUCAGCGCGUUUUCUGUUUUUUGCAUGAGGCUGAUGCUGUGAGGAGGAGGAAGAGUUUACAACAGUUGAAACAUCAGGAAUGAAACCACUGCACGGUGGUCACUUUACGUCAAAUAUCUUGAACAAAUGUUUUCAUGCCGUUUGUGGGGUUUUUUCCGUGAUGUAAGCUUGUUUUUUUGUCUCAGCUUCCUGUUUGUAAAUUCCACUUGACUCAACUCAUGGUGACGGGCUUGAAAAAUGUGAACAAGCCAUGAAGAGCGGUGGUAAUUUCCAUUGGACAUGAACGCAACAUGAAACAUACCAUUGUGUAUCCAGUUUUUCAUUGGACUUGAUAGGAAAUUACUGUUCACUCCCUUUUUUUUUGUCCUCCCAGGAAGCAUUCACCCUGCCAUCUUGAAUUAGAUGUCGGCCAUAUUUGUUCCUAUGGAUACUUGAGUGUUUGACUGUGUGUGUGUGUAUGUAUGGUGUGUGUGUGUGUGUGUGUGUGUGUGUGUGUGUGUGCGCGGGGAGGGGGGGGGGCCUCUGUAUGUAGCUCUUUACAUAAAAAAGGAACUUUAUGAAUAAGUUUGGUGCGGCAUCAUGCCUCAUCAGGCCUGUGUCGGGUUGAAGACAGCGGUACAGUGAGAGAAACAGAAAAGAAAAAAAAAGACAGUAUAUAUAUAAUUCUAUAUUGUGCAGAAUAUUUAUAGGCCUUUUGUGCCAUUGAAGUCAUGCUCUGCACUGGCCAUGCCCAGCGCUCUCUACCAUGUGAUCAUUAUACAUCGUCUUGUACUGAUGACCCGUGGCUGAUUUGAUUGUUUUUUCAUGUCAAGUGCAUUUUUCGCAAUAAAUGCCUUUGUUUUAAAA
Dicentrarchus labrax (European seabass) is the source of this 7351-nucleotide messenger RNA. RefSeq names its product E3 ubiquitin-protein ligase SH3RF3-like. The transcript is spliced from 11 exons. Gene Ontology annotation, molecular function: protein binding; metal ion binding; ubiquitin protein ligase activity. Gene Ontology annotation, biological process: positive regulation of JNK cascade; positive regulation of proteasomal ubiquitin-dependent protein catabolic process; protein ubiquitination. The record is from RefSeq and is a predicted model, not a curated record. Bases 359 to 2950 code for a protein of 863 amino acids. NCBI's taxonomy places the organism in Eukaryota, Metazoa, Chordata, Actinopteri, Moronidae.